Notechis scutatus (mainland tiger snake) is the source of this 5592-nucleotide messenger RNA. RefSeq names its product IKAROS family zinc finger 2 (gene IKZF2). Gene Ontology annotation, molecular function: DNA-binding transcription factor activity; RNA polymerase II cis-regulatory region sequence-specific DNA binding. Lineage: Eukaryota; Metazoa; Chordata; Lepidosauria; Squamata; Elapidae. The record is from RefSeq and is a predicted model, not a curated record. Gene Ontology annotation, biological process: regulation of transcription by RNA polymerase II.
GUGUGUGUGUGUGAGUGAGUGAGUGAGUGCACGAGCGAGCGAGCGUGUGAGUUGCCGGAUCGGUUUCUCGGGGUUUGACCAGUUGUCCCAGGCUAACCCUGCUCUCUGAAGAUGGAGGAAGUAAAAAACAGGAUUACCCUUAGCUACAGAUCCACUGCCUUAGUUUCCAUAACCAACUGCGGGGCGCAAACACACGAUCGCUAAGCCUAGGAAAGAAACCGAGAAAGGAAAAGACUCAUUAACAAAACAAACAAACCGGGAGGAUGGUGGAAUUGUUUCCCUACGCGCAUUGCUAAGCACUGCACUUUGAUUAUGGAAGUGGAGGCUACUGAUGGAUACCUGCCCUGUGACCAUGACCUUUCACCUGAAAGGGAACACUCCAAUGUGGCGAUUGACCUUACUUCAAGCACACCCAAUGGGCAACAUACCUCACCAAGUCACCUGACAAGCACAAAUUCCAUAAAGCGGGAAAUGCAAAGCGAUGAUGAGGAUUCUAACAGAAAGCGUCUAAAGCGGGAAGAUGGGAUCAUUGGGCAGGAUGAAGGGAGCAGUUUGGAAGAGCCCCUGAUUGAAAACCAGGAGAUUGGGGAGAACAGAAAAAUGCAGGAGCUGUCAGGCGAGGGAGGAAUCCGGCUUCCGAAUGGUAAACUGAAAUGUGACGUCUGUGGCAUGGUUUGCAUUGGGCCCAAUGUGCUUAUGGUACAUAAAAGGAGUCACACUGGUGAGCGUCCCUUUCACUGUAACCAGUGUGGAGCUUCCUUCACCCAAAAGGGGAACCUACUGAGGCACAUCAAAUUACACUCCGGAGAAAAACCAUUCAAAUGUCCCUUUUGUAGUUAUGCCUGCCGAAGAAGGGAUGCUCUCACAGGACACCUCAGGACACACUCUGUAGGUAAACCUCAUAAAUGUAACUACUGUGGACGAAGCUACAAACAGCGCAGUUCUUUGGAGGAACACAAGGAACGCUGUCACAACUACCUUCAAAAUGUCACCAUAGAGGCCACGGGGCAAGUGAUAAGUCAUCAUGUCUCUACUAUGGAAGAUUAUAAGGAGCAAGAAGCUGGGAUGGACAACAAUGUUACUCUGGUGCCUUUUGAAAGACCUGCUGUUAUAGAGAAGCUGACAAGCAACAUGGGAAAGCGUAAAAGCUCCACCCCACAGAAGUUUGUGGGUGAAAAGCUCAUGAGAUAUGGUUAUCCAGAUAUUCAUUUUGAUCCAAGCUUACCAUAUGAGAGAGAUGCUGAGCUGAUGCAGACCCACAUGAUGGAUCAAGCAAUCAACAAUGCGAUCUCUUACCUUGGGGCAGAGGGACUUCACCCAUUGAUGCAGCACACUCCAAGCACAAUUGCUGAUGUGGCACCUGUCAUAAGUUCAUCUUAUGCUCAGGUCUAUAAUCCAAGCAGGAUAGAAAGACCAGUAAGCAGAGGAACCACUGAUAGCAAUGAAAAUAACAUGGAUGGCCCUCUCUCCCUCAUCAGACCAAAGAGUCAUCCCCAAGAAAGAGAGGCUUCCCCUAGCAAUAGCUGCCUCGAUUCCUCUGACUCAGAGAGCAGCCACGAAGACCACCAGUCCUUUCAAGGAAACCUUGCCUUAAAUCCCAAACGAAAGCAAAGUCCAGCUUACAUGAAGGAUGAUUCCAAGGCUUUGGAGGUCAGUAAAGCAUCAAAGGGCUCUUUAAAGGAUAUCUAUAAGGUCUUCAAUGGAGAAGGAGAGCAGAUAAGGGCAUUUAAGUGUGAACACUGUCGAAUUCUUUUCCUGGACCAUGUCAUGUACACCAUUCAUAUGGGGUGUCACGGCUACCGGGACCCCCUAGAAUGCAACAUUUGUGGAUACCGGAGUCAGGACCGAUAUGAGUUCUCUUCCCACAUUGUCCGAGGAGAACAUACAUUCCACUAAGCCUUCUUUUCCAAAGGAGACACUGAAGUAGAAAAACAAACACUGCACAUGAAGAAAUACUGCACUUGCAAGCCCACUUUUCCUCAGAUGUUGACACAGCUCUUCUCGUUGGUUCUCUUCCUUGCAGCUAUUUUUAAUUAAUGUUGUUUUUGUUGUUGCUGUUUUGGGGAUCCAGUCUCACCUUACCACCAGUGGUGAGGUGAGAAGGAAGAAAAGGAGGGACCAGAGAGUAGUUUGGCUUAUUGUUUUUGCUAUGAAAAUGGAUGUUGCCCUUUCAUGGUGGAAAGUGAAAGGGAGUUGAUUUCUGUCACAAUUUUCAUAUAGUUUUUUACAUGCUGAACUCAGCAAGGUGCUCUGACAUCUUAGCAAAUUGCCGUUUGGGGAGAGAAUAAUAAUUUCAAAAGAAUAAAGCCCUUUUAAAUAUGUAGCUAAAAUUUUGUUCAGGAUGGGACAUGAAAUUCUUAUUUUGCAAAAAUCCUAGCAAAAGGGGUGUGCUUAGGGGCAGGGAGAGGUUUCACUUAAGACUAAAUAUGUUCUACAGAUUUAGGAGCACCAAUAAAUAACAAGGUUUGCUUGAACGUUAUUUCCUGAGGUGAGGUUCUUAUAAGGUAUUGGUUGUCUUGAAUGUAAAUGAAUUUAUAUCUAAAUGCUAAAUUACAUAACUGAUAUUUGAUUUUUUCAUGGGAUGUGACAUCCUCCAGGAAAUCUGAAAACAUAAAAUGUUAUUUUACUUAUCCCAAUAUGCACUUUUAAAAAAGAAAGAAAAUUGCUAGGAUCCUUUUAUGCCACUCAUUUCCCAGCUUCCUAUAGGUCUGUGUAUUUUUUUAAAAUUGUUAGGUGAUUAACAAUUGGAGUCUGGGUAUGUUUACUCAAAAAUAAGCUUCACCUGGUUCAGAAGGAGUUUAUUUCCUAGUAAAUAUUCUUAGUUUAGAAAUACAGAUAUGAAUAUUUAUCUAGCAGGUUUUGCUGCUUUAGAAUCUCAAAUAUGCUUAUUACAAAUGCAUUUGAACUAUGAAAUACUUAUAUUUUAUUUUCUUUUUACUUUUUGUGGUAUGAAGCAUUAAGAAACUGAGUAAGUUCUUCAGUCAGGAGAUCUGUAUCCUGAAACAGCUAGCUAGACUGCCCUAAUGACUGAGGCAGCCUACAAAUUGAUACCUAAUUUAAUUAUAUAAGGAUAUGGAAACACUGUUAGAGCUACUUUAUUAUUGCCAUCUUUUCUACACACACAUAGGGAAAGAAAUAUAUAUUUUGUGCAAAAAUAUAUCUUAGCACAUUUUUAAAACUGCAGCAAGCAGAAACACACACACACACACACACACACACACACACACACACACACACACAAAGUAAUCAUAGUCAUAAAUAAUGAUUUCUUACUAAAUAGGAGAACUUUUUUUUUCAAAUGAAGCUGAAUUGAACCAGGAGCCUUAGAUUAUGCACAGGCUGAUUACUUGCCUGAAAAAUAAUUUCAGGUUUUAGUUACUCCCUUGAUCAUAUUAACAAAUAAAGACUACAGUGAAUUACUAGGUUAGAAAUAUUAAGGCUUGAUUAUAUGGCUCUGAAUAUAAUAUAUGAUCUGGAUUUAUAAUAUUUAAUUUUAUCAAUCUUUUCCCCCUCAACUAUACUGGUUAGUUGGGUUAGUUGGGUUUUUUAAUAAAAUCAGUGACUACCUCACAUUUUUCUACAUUUUUAGAUAUUUGCACAUCUGGCUGUAAAAUUACAAAGAGGAUAGAUUAAAAACCAUACCUUUUCUGACUAGAACUUUUUGGGAAAGGAUCUUGUGACCCUGCAGAUAUUGCUGAACUACAGCACAGCAAAGGGAAGGGGUUGCUAGGAGUUGCAGUUAAAAAUAUCUUCAGCACCAUAGGCUACUGCCUCAGGUUGCCUCUCGAAACAAACCAUUUGCUGUCUUUAAUUUUACGUAUUUCAUUCAGCACAUUCAAGCAUAAAGAGGGUUAGUGAAUUGGUUUCUAAAAUGGAAUUGAAAAACUAAAAGGUAUGUUAUUCUUUUUCAUUACAAAAUGGGAAUGGCAGGCAAACAUCCUAUGCAGUCCAGUACAUGAUAGAAAUUAAAGUAAUUUUGCUUUAACAUUUCCUUCAGAAAGCAUGUUUCGCUUGUACAUUCGGUGUCCAAAACAGGGUUCCUGAAGCCAGACUGUUGCUUCUUGCAAUAGCAAUAAAGAUUUAAGUAACAAAUUUGUCUAAAAUAAAUACAAGCCAAAAAUUAUAAACUACAUACCUAGUAUUAAUAUCAGAUAAGAAUUUCAUGGCAGGAAGUGCCAGAACAAACAGUUCUAUUCACAGUUGCUUGCCAGAAAUUGUGGGUUAUGUUUUACCCUCCAACAGAAGUGUUUCCCCUUCCCUCUGCCAUUCCCCAUUAAUCCCAAAAAGUUUAUCUGGAAGUUUGGGGACCUUCUGGAUGUUGGAUGGUACCCAUUGACAUUUUAUGAUUUGCAUGGUCACUUGUACAAUGUGAAACGAAGCUAAAUCAGGAACCCUAUGUUAUCCAGAGGCUCAGUCAGUCAAUCUGAUUAAUGACCUGCACCUAUUUUUGGUGGAGAUUAAAGUGGUUACCAUUUGAAGAUUAUGAAUGAAUACAUUUCAAAUGAAUAUUCUGUUGUUUUUCUGAGCACUUGAACUAGUCCAGAUUGAACUUGAGAAUCUUGAAUUAGAAGUAGAUUGUAGGUGUUUCUGGCUUCUCCUAUCUCAUUUCUGAACAUCUCUUGCACCCAGUUUCUGACCUACUUUUCUAUCUUAAAAGCUGUUUAGAAAGGUCACUUGCAAUGGUGGGAUUCAGCUGGUUCACACCGAUUCAGGUUAACCGGUUAUUAAAUUACCCAACCACUGCUAUCAAAAUGGAUCCUGGGUGCUGCUCUGCGCUGCAAUGGAGAAAUGGGCAAUGGAGCAGCCGGUGCAAGGGAAGAAGGCCACUUUCCCUCUUUCUUCUCCCUACUCCUCCUUCCCUUGUGCUGGCCGCUCCAUUGCCCAUUUCUCCAUUGCAGCAGAGCACCCAGGAUCCUCUUUGAUAGUGGGGGGAGGGUAAUUUAACAACUGGUUCACCCAGGGUCAGCUUGGCCAUCUUGCAUGUGCGGUGGAGCUGGGGGAUGGGCUAUGUCUCUCAAGACAGCCAACCUGACCCUUGGUGAAUUGGUUAAAUUAUUUGAAUCCCACUACUGGUCACUUGUCUUUAAAACAAUUUUAAAAGAUUCAUGAACCCACAGAUAAGUAUAUUUCACUCUGAUCCUAUACAAUAUUUUUCAAAAUUAUUUUCACUGUGCCUCUAUGCUCCUGCAUCAAUCAUAAUGGAAGAAGAAUUUUAAGAAAAAGCUGAUAUUUAAAAUGGUAAAAACUGAAAUAUUUUAUGCCUGGCAGGAGUCAACAAAAAGCUAUUCAAAAGUUAUUACCAUGAAAAUAAAUUCACACACCGGUUAAACAAUCCACUGUGAUCUAUUACAUGUUUAAAAUUAUAUAUACCUAGACAGUUAGUAAAAGAAUGUGGUCUCUUGCAGCCUCAUCACAAAAAAGAUGAUAUUUGGGAGGCCCAUCUUCAGUAAAAUAAUAAUCCUUUCCUUUAUUAUUUCCUAUGGAAAAAUAUAAAAUUUAGCCUGUGUACAGAAUGUUAAUGGAGUUAUAUACGUUACCUUCUCUGUUUCAGGUUCAGGAAUUUCUUAUUCAUUUUGCAUUCAUCACAAAAAA